CUCUCCUUGAGGAAGCUCGCACUGACGACUCAUAUUUUCCUCUAAAUGAGCAUCCACAACCAAUAUGUCCAAUAUGGUUCCGUAUUCAUUUCCCGACUUACCGUAGUGGUCCAACGGCUUCGUACAGAAAAGGAUUGCCGAUAGCUGCCGGUUUUGUGACCGAUCAUCUUUAAUAUGGCAAGAUCGCAGGAGCCGCUUGAGUAAUGAGAGCGAAAUUCAGAUUAACCCAGUCCUGAUAUACACGUCUUCAAGGAGGCCUGUUUACGUCCACGGCGCCUAGAACCCUGUAGUAUCCUUCCAAGUCCCCGCGUCACUGCUUGACUUUUCCUGUCCUGGGUUCCUCCGUCAUGUCAAGCCCUAGCAGCAGCCCAGAGAGAGAGGGAGGGAUGGCAGGUUCUGUUCAGCUGGAGGACCUCAACUCGCCUCCCGGACUGGAGACUGACCCUCCAUUAGCUGGCAGCCCAGUGCUCAGUCCGGAUUCCAGUUCCCAUGAUGCUGCGCUCUCUGCCCCGGCGGCCUCCCCGGCUGACUCAGAGAACCUCAGUCCAGAUGAGCUCGAGCUUCUGGCUAAACUGGAGGAACAGAACAGGUUGCUAGAAGCAGAUUCCAAAUCCAUGCGCUCAAUGAGUGGAUCUCGGAGGAAUAGUGGCUCCUCUCUGGUGUCAAGCUCAUCUGCAUCUUCUAACCUGUCGCAUCUGGAAGAAGACACUUGGAUCCUGUGGGGACGGAUUGUCAAUGAAUGGGACGAGUGGAGACGAAAGAAAGACAAACUUCUGAAGGAGCUAAUAAGGAAAGGCAUUCCUCAUCAUUUCCGAGCAAUCGUUUGGCAGUUAUUAUGUAAUGCCACUGACAUGCCAGUAAAGAAUCAGUAUUCUGAACUCUUAAAGAUGUCCUCACCCUGUGAAAAACUCAUACGCAGAGAUAUUGCCCGCACAUAUCCAGAGCACGACUUCUUCAAAGGCCAGGACAGCCUGGGACAGGAAGUUCUGUUUAAUGUCAUGAAGGCAUAUUCUCUUGUGGAUCGUGAGGUUGGUUAUUGUCAGGGCAGUGCCUUCAUCGUAGGAUUGCUACUUAUGCAGAUGCCGGAGGAGGAAGCCUUCUGUGUGUUUGUCAGACUAAUGCAGGAGUACAGGCUUAGAGAGUUGUUUAAGCCCAGCAUGGCUGAGCUGGGUCUGUGCAUCUACCAGUUUGAACACUUGCUACAGGAGCAGUUGCCGGAGCUGAACGUUCAUUUCCGCUCUCAGAGUUUCCAUACGUCUAUGUAUGCCUCGUCCUGGUUUCUUACACUCUUCCUCACCUUCCUGCCCCUGCCAAUAGCUACACGUAUCUUUGACAUCUUUAUGUAUGAGGGUUUGGAGAUCAUAUUCCGAGUUGGAAUAGCAAUAUUGCAGUACAACCAGACAGACCUCAUACAGCUAGACAUGGAGGGAAUGUCACAGCACUUUCAGAAGGUGAUUCCGCAUCAAUUUGAUAGCUGCCCGGAUAAGCUGAUCCUACGGGCUUAUCAAGUCAAAUACAAUCCCAAGAGAAUGAAAAAGUUAGAAAAGGAAUAUACCACUAUUAAGAACAAAGAGAUGGAGGAACAGAUUGAAAUUAAGAGACUACGUACAGAAAAUAGACUACUGAAGCAGAGGAUUGAGACACUGGAAAAAGAGAGUGCUGCAUUAGCAGACAGGUUGAUUCAGGGUCAGGUGACACGAGCCCAGGAGGCAGAGGAGAACUAUGUUAUUAAGCGUGAACUGGCUGUGGUUCGGCAGCAGUGUUACACAGCCAGUGAGAGUCUGGAGAAGGCGCAGGACACCAUACGUGAACUUCAACAACACAAGUAUACAGAGGAGUUUGUGAGUGGGCUGCAGACUCAGUUGGAGCAGUCUCGUCUACAGGAGGCAGAACUACUCGGUGCUCUGAAAGAAAUGCAGGACAAAGUGCUCGAUCUGGAAAAGAGGAACAGCUCUCUGCCUGAUGAAAUCAAUGUAGCUCAGCUACAGGAGGAGCUGAAGCUGGUGAAACUGAGAGAGCAGGAGACUCUGCGCUCCUUCAGAGAGAUGCAAGAGGCCGUUACUGAUCUCAACCACUGCUGGCAGAAUCAUACGUCUCGUGGAGGAGGAGGAGGAGGCCACUGGAAAGAAUCUCCUAAAAAGAAUGCAAUGAAUGAGCUACAGGACAAACUGAUGAGUCUGAGACUGCGAGAGGCUCAGGGUCAGGCUGAACUCAAAGAGGUCAAACUUAAAAACCUGCAGCUCGAAAGCCAGAACCAGAUCAACUGUAAACUUGUUGUCAGACAUGAGCAAGAGAGCGCCAGCCUGCAGGAGAGACUGCAGAAUGCUCUUUCUCACAACAAAACACUACAAAGCCAGCUCAACGAAAUGAAGAGAAAGAUGUCCGAGUCUGACUGCAAGAGCAAAGAAGAGGUGAUGGCGGUCCGUCUAAGAGAAGCUGACAGCAUGGCCGCUAUGGCUGAACUCCGGCAAAAGAUAGCCGAUCUAGAAAUACAGAAAGAGGAAGGACUGAUCCAAGGUCAGCUAAAUCACUCAGACUCCAGACAGUAUAUAACUCAACUGAGAGAGCAGAUCGCUGAACUCAAGAACGAGAUCAGGCAGCUGCGUGGACAGCCCUCCAAGUUCCAGAAUACCAGUGGUGGCGUUUAUCAGGACCUAUGUUUGGAAAGCCCAGCGUCUGCAGAAGGUGAUUACCUCAGUUCGGACGAGGACCCUCUUCAGAGCCUGCCUGUGAGCUCCCUGUACCCACACCACUCUUCACCUCAUCUGGACAGUCAAGGCAGCACAGACAGCGACGGCGAGGAAAGGAACCCCAUUCAAACCCCCUGCCAAGACCCUCUGCCUAACCAGCAGCAGCUGUACCCGGGCAUGGUGUGCACCGAAGGACUCGAGAACUGAGAUUGCUUGAAAUGGUGAGACGGGACGGACGGAAUCCUUUAGGAAUAGACUGCACAAAAUGCACACAUAUAUAGCGAGAGCGAGAGAUUAUGUACAUUCACCCAGAAGCUGUCAGAGGUAGGGCAGGUAACCGAUGCAAAGCGUGACACUCUCAUAGUAUACUUCACUCUCACUCGAGCUGUGUCCGAAACUUGAAAAUGGCGCCUUUGCUAAGGCUCGUCCAAAUCCAGCAUUUGCCUUCCAUCUGAUUGACUUUUAAUAUCUCCACAAUUUAGUGCAUUCAGUUUGGCUGUUAGUGAUAAAAUGGCAUCUGAUGAAGAGAUUAGAAAUACAAGAAUACAUCUUUUUUUUUUUUUUAAACCUACACAGAAAUGACAUUGUAUUCACUAAAUAUUUGAUUUAUGUCUAAACUUUGUUCUAGAUCAUUAGAUGUGACGUUUGGCGUACUUGGCAGCUGCUUUCAAAUUCGGACACAGCCUCUAUGUCUCUCUCUCUCUUAUACUUUCUCUUUGUCUUUUUGUCAGUGUGUCUGUUGCACAGUCUUUAAAUGUAUUGUAUUUCUUCCCAGGACUGAAUUUGGAGUUCUGUGUUACAAAACACAUACACAGAGAAGUCAAACUGUCCUCUUCUCAGAGUGCCAGAAAGUUUGGUCAUUUUUGCCAUUUUCUCCUUUCAGAAAACAGUGUGGCCUUGAAACUACCUCUAAUUUAACCAGACACUCACUCGAUCCCUGUGAGCAUACCACCUUCACCAGUACAACAGCCAUCUGGCUAGAAAUGAGGUCACAGAGGAGAGAAAAAGCAAGCAGGAUACACACCUUCGGGUACACUAAAAGUUUGGCUUUGGAAAUCAAGGGAUUGUCUUUGUCACACUCACUUGGCGUAAAACGUAGGGACCAUCUCUACUGUUUCUUUAGAGGAAAGCAGCAGAUUCGGUGCUUUUCUCAACCUGGACGUUUUUCGUUUUUCUGUCUUGUUCCUGUGGAGAGGAUGUACACCUUUUAUGUUUAUCUCAAACGCAACAGACACUACAAUCACUUUAAUGAGAGGUGAAGGCUGAAGGAAAGAAAAUAAGAAUGAACAAAGUCUUGUUAUAUAACGUAAUAGGGAUGUUAAUAGUUACAUACAUAGAUGAAUAUUACCGUAGCUCAUCCAUGUAUUUGUGUGUGUUUUAUACAAAACAAAGAAAGGUGAUCAAAAUUUUGGAUGGAGAAAAAUCCAUUGCUAAAGAACUCUUGUGUCAACAUUGCCAAAUGUUUUUUAUGUUAUUUAUACGUUUAUUUCUUUUAUGUUUUUUUUAAUAAUGUUAAUGUACUUCAUGCAUAGAGGCCAAACUAUUUAAUUUAUACUAUUCUUCUGUGCCAAUCCUGAAAAACAGCAUGAAGCUGAAACUACAGGGUCUCCAGAAAAGAGAUUAGUUUGAAAAGGGUAAAGAACAGAUAAAACAACUGCUGCUAUGACAUAUCUAAUUAGUUAUUUUAUUAUUAUUAAUAUUAUUAUUAUUUAUCAUUUUUACUCCCAUGUAAGGUAGAUCUAUAAAUCCAAGAUAAACUGUGAAGUUAUUAUUGACUUGGCGCUUACCAGCAAUGAGUUGCCUAGAUUUGUACACUACAUAAAUACCCUCAAGCAACUAUGCGAUAUUGAUUUGCAGUUCACAUUUCAAAUGUUAACCAUCUUAAGCAUUGAUCCUGAUUUUUAUGGGUUUAUGCUGAUUCAAAAGCAACUUCCUGAAGCAUUUAUGAAGACUAGCUCUUGGUUUUUAAAGACAGUUUGCUUGCGUUUGACUGAACUACAGAAGGUUUACAAGCAAACGUAACUACUCAACUAAAUUACAGUUCAUUUACAAACUAUUGCAAGAUUUUGUAUAUAUACAUUAUAUUAUACAAAUAUUUCAUAUUUGUAACAGUUUCCUUCCUUUUAAUCGAGUUUGGUCACUUUAAUUUUUUUACCCACAAUUUCAUAACCUGUCUUGAAGACUUCCAUCUAACUCUGUACUGUCUACGAUGCCGAUCAGUGUCAUUGCCUUUCCCCACCACUGCCUCAUUUUGCUAAAGCUCGUCGGUCGUUGCAUUUAUCAGACAUUUUACAUGUUUACAUGACUUUCUGAGAGCGAUACAUUGCCGACAUUUGCACCCUUUACUGGUUUUUGACAAAAACCAGUGAGACGCUGCUCUCAGUCAUAUCUCUGACAGUAUGAUGCAUUACAAGACAUUGGAGUUUUGGGGAGAAGUAUUUACAGUACGUGCUGAAUAUGACAUGAAAACCAUUUAAGUGUGUUCAUAAAGCAUAUCUCCUUUUGAGUGGUUGCAAGUUCUCAAGGUAGCCUGGGGUUGCUGUUUUAACGUGCCACAGUGUUUUAUUGACUGAAAAUUAUUAUUUUAUUUAUUUUUUUGUCUAAUGCAAAAUUGUUUGGUGGAACUGCUUGUUGUAGAGUUGCUAUUUUUUUUGUUGCUUUGCACCUUUCAUUUCUUUGCUGGUCUUUAAAGGGAAACCUCAGAGGGUCCCAGAAGCUGUAAGACUUUAUCAAGCAGUUGUUGUACCAACAUUUGUUCUGGUUUGGGACUGUUGGAUUUCAAAUAGUCGAAGGAAACUUUCUUCACAGCUUGAUUACAAAACACAACGGUUUUGUGGUGUGAGUUUUAGCUUCUGAAGAAUAUUUGCUAAUAGGAAAUCAGAAAUGGCUGUUUUGAAAUGAACUUGGAAUGAGAGUUGUUGUUUAAGGACUUAAUUUUGUUUAAAAUAAUAAGAAGUCAGUCUUAUUGGGAAGGCUUUUGCAAGCUUGUUUAUUGUUACCUGACUAGGAACGUACCAUGUUCAGAUUGUCAAUGGGUGGCUAAUAUGAUCAAACACAUUUGUCUCACAUUGAGCUCUAAUUUCAGUCACCUUCAGAAUGGCUGAAUUAUAUUCUAAUCAGUGGAAGAAGAAAAAAAUAUGAAUGAAAAAUGUUACAGUGAUUGACUCAUAGUACUGAUAUUAUUAGUUUUCCCUGCAUAAAGUCUAUUGCGUAUCUCAGAAACACUAUAUCACUGUUUCAGUUGAAGCUGAAGACUUUUAUGUACUGUUAUCAGAAGUUUUUUGUUUUUUUGGUAACAUCCUUUCAUGGCAGUUUUUAUCUCACUUUUCUUUUUUUUGUUCUUUCCUUUUUUUUUUUUUUCUUCUAGUUGUUGCUUGAAGGUUACCAUGUAAGCAAUGAUCAUAAUGAAACCCUGAUUGGUUUCAUGAAAGAUAUGUUGUAGUUACAGUAGACAACCUAACUACAACAAAAUGCAUAAAUGACACUUUUAUGCAUGAGCUUGAAGAAAAUCACUGUUCAGAAGAACACUGUAUUAUUUAAUGCCUCCUUUUUUGGUCUUCCAUUUUCUUAAGUACUGUAAAUGUGGAGAUAAAUUGGGAAAAUAAUAUUUGUAUAUAGCGCAUGUAAUGUCAUUCAAGUGUUACAAUCAUACAGAAAAUGUUCGUACUGUAUGUACUGAAUUCAGUGUUUUCAUUCAUAUGUAGUUUGACUGCUAUUUCAAACACUGUGUGUAUCAAAACAGCAACCCCAAAAGCAGAGGUCAAUAUUUCAUACACACCACAUUAUGCUUUCAGGUGUAGCCAUAUUGAAUAAAUGGCCAGUGAGGGCAUGAGGUCAUAACGCAGAGGCUGAUGUGACAUCACCUCCUCUAUAGUGCUCCAACAGCUGCCUUACCUCCUUUCACCAGUACAUAAAUGUCCAGUAGUCUCCCCGUGAUCACAUCCUCUCUCUCUUACAGUUUUACUGAUGUGUUAUUAAGAAUGACAGUACUAAAGAUUAUAUAAAUGGCAAUGUUAUCAAAUGAUGAUCCAGUGUUCUGUAUUUGAUGAUAAAAUGUAUUUAAAAAAAAAAAUAAACAUUUAUGCUAUACAUUU
Onychostoma macrolepis is the source of this 6784-nucleotide messenger RNA. RefSeq names its product ecotropic viral integration site 5 like (gene evi5l). The coding region runs from base 348 to 2897 and encodes 849 amino acids. NCBI's taxonomy places the organism in Eukaryota, Metazoa, Chordata, Actinopteri, Cypriniformes, Cyprinidae. The transcript is spliced from 20 exons. The record is from RefSeq and is a predicted model, not a curated record.